Messenger RNA from Brassica napus (rape), 3403 nucleotides. RefSeq names its product transcription factor ORG3-like. The coding region runs from base 2275 to 3024 and encodes 249 amino acids. Gene Ontology annotation, biological process: regulation of transcription by RNA polymerase II. Gene Ontology annotation, molecular function: RNA polymerase II transcription regulatory region sequence-specific DNA binding; protein dimerization activity; DNA-binding transcription factor activity, RNA polymerase II-specific. The record is from RefSeq and is a predicted model, not a curated record. Gene Ontology annotation, cellular component: RNA polymerase II transcription regulator complex. The transcript is spliced from 2 exons. Lineage: Eukaryota; Viridiplantae; Streptophyta; Magnoliopsida; Brassicales; Brassicaceae.
UUUUGCAGAUGCAGGAUAUCUUUCAGAUCCACACAAAGCCCGAUCGCAAACGGGAUAUGUUUUCACGAUUGGAGGCACUGCUAUAUCUUGGCGUUCUCAGAAACAAACGCUCGUGGCUACUUCUUCAAAUCAUGCUGAAAUCAUCGCACUCCAUGAAGCAAGUAGAGAAUGUGUUUGGCUAAGAUCAAUAAGCCGACACAUCUGUUCAAGCAGUGGGAUUGACGGAAAUACAGAGCCAACUAUCCUCUAUGAAGAUAAUGCAGCAUGUGUUACUCAAACAAAGGACGGAUAUAUCAAAAGUGAUAGAACGAAGCAUAUUCAUCCAAAGUUCUUCUCAUACACUCAAGAGCUCGUGAAAAAGAAAGAGAUUGAAGUAAGAUAUGUCCGAUCAUGCGACAAUGCAGCCGACCUUUUCACAAAAUCACUUCCGACUGCGGUAUUCAGAAAACAUGUCCAUAACAUUGGAAUGCGUCAUCAGAAGGAUCUAUGACUGCUCAUUCGAGGGGGAGCUUACGUAGUUGUACUCUUUUUACCUAUGGUUUUUCCCAUUGGGUUUUCCUAGAAAGGUUUUUAACGAGGCAACAAAGACGUUAAGCAAGAAGCGAUAGUGACACUGGUCUCCAAGGGGGAGUGUUGUAAACGUGAAGAAAAACAACGUCAAAAUAAUACGCACCAAAACUUGACAUUUUCGCAUUGUUAUUUACUAUGUGGAGCCCACCGUCACUAUGCACACACAGUAACUUUCUCUUUUUCACUUCUAUAUAAACGAUCGUUUCGAUCAAUUGUAAUACACCAUCUCUUCUUCCUCUUAUAACAUAUUCUCUCUCGUUAUUAUCUUAUAUCAGUAGUAUCUCCUUUCUGCGGGUAUAAAAUUUCGCUCUUAAUUAAAUUUCUCUAUACUAUAAAAUUAUAAGUUAUUUCAUAACAAGAUAUUAAUCAUUGUUCAUGAAUUUCUAUUAACUAUUAUGUGAUGUUAAGUGAUUAUUCCUAAAUAUUUAUAUAACAUUUUCUUUGAUAUAGUAGUAUGACCCCUGAAUCAUAAUAAAACUAUUAAAAAGUUAAAUUGGGGAUAGAUAUUACAAAAAAAAAAUUGGUUUUAAUAUGUUUAUAUAAUAUUCUUCCACCUGAAAAAAAGCUGCGAUUUUUGGAAUAUAGUUUUUUAAUAUAAUAACUUAACUGGUAAUAAGUUUUGUAUUUAAUUUUUUUUAGUCGUAUGAAAAAUAUAUAAAUAUAUUUGUAAUUUUUUUUUGUAUUUAAAAAUUUUGUAGGUAAAAUGAAACAUCAUUUUUUUUAACAUCAAUUUUAUUAAAUAUUAAGAAGAGUUUACAUAGUCAUUAUGCAGUAGAGAUGAUACUGAUCUAGGGAUGUAAUAAUAAUAUUCAAAUAAAUUCAAUGUAUCUAUCUUGGCUAACUUGUCUGCCACUCCAUUGCCAUCUCUGUUUAUCCAAUUGAAUUCGACCUCUUGGAUUUUUCCUGCUCCACCAUCUUGCUUCUCUAACCCAGUUAUAUAAACCAAACUGCAAUUUCCUUGAUUGUAAGUUAUCAAUCAUUUUCUUGUUAUCACCUUUGAAGAUCACCGUAGUAUAGCCUUUUAUCCAACAUUGUUGCAUAGCUACUAAUAUAUUCCGCUUCCAACGGUGAUGAGACUCUAUUUCAUUUCGCAUGCCCUGCUCCUCUAUAUUCACCAUAUUCACCACGUAUCACCCAUCCCAUCUUACAUUGGGUUAUAGUUGAAGUAACAUAAAUUGUAAAAAUUAUGAAGCAAUUGUAAGACAUACUAAAUAAUAUAAAUUGUCAUAAAAAUUGAAAUCAUAUUUAGUUUUAUAUUGAAAAUACUAUCUUAAAUCGAAACAAAAUUUGUUGGCUAAACAUCACUUGUAUGACUUUUUCUAAACAAGAAUAUUUGUUUUCGAAAACUGAUACAACUUGUAUUUUUUAUCAGUAAGCACCUGCCCCAGAUACCAGGCCUACCUUAUCAAAUGAGAUAUGCGUGUGGUAUACCGUAUAUGCUUGUGGUAUAUGCUAACGAAAUGAGAUUCCUGAUUACAGGUCGUACGGGUUGUACGGCGUCUUAGAACACUUAAAAAUUACUUGUAAUAUAGUUUGUUACCUUUGAUGUGACAACAUAGAUUUAUUUGUUUAUUUGGUUGGUUAAUACUAUCUCUUUAUAUAUGUGUUGCAGGUCAAUCAUAUUCCACAUAUAUUUCAGGACAAUACCAACCAAAAAAGCUUCAAUAGAAAAAGCUAAAAAAAAUUGUCUUUAAUCAAGCAAAAAUGUGUGCAUUGGGCUCUCCAUUGUUCCCAAACUUUGGGUGGGAGUCAACGGAAGAGUACGAGAGCUACAACAUUGUCGGAGAUAACAAUAGCAAAGAGUUUCUUGACUUUCAGGUACCGAAGACGUAUGGAAUGGUUCAUCGCCAGACCAGCUUAGGGGUUACUUUUUCGUCGGAGGUAAAUGGAAUAGACAACAAUUCGAUCGUUAUCAAGAAGCUUAUUCACAAUGCUAAUGAGCGUAACCGUCGCAAGAAAACCAACUCUUUGUUCUCAGCUCUUCGUUCAUGUCUUCCAGGCUCUGAUGAGCGGGUAAGUAGGUUACUCGGAUACACGAUUUCGCGGAGCAUGCAAUACAUACCGGAGCUGAAAGAGCAAGUGAAGAAGCUAACACAAAAGAAGGAAAACCUCUUGUUGCUAAUAUCGCGUCAAAGAGAACGUUACGCUAUGCCGCAGCCAAAGGUGGUUUGUAGUUAUGUCUCCACCGUUUUUGCGACGGAGCUUAGAGACAACGAAGUGAUGGUCCACAUCUCAUCGUCCAAGAAUCAUAAUUUUUCGAUAUAUAAUGUACUGAGUGGACUAGAAGAAGAUGGGUUUCUCGUGGAUGUUUCAUCUUCAAAUCCUCGCGGAGAACGACUCUUCUAUACUUUGCAUCUUCAAGUGGACAAGAUUGAUAAUUACAAGCCAAUUUGCGAAGAGUUAAGUCAAAGAGUUUUGUUCUUGUAUGAGCAAUGUGGAAACUCGAUUAAAUGAUAUUUGUUCUUGUUUUGAAACUUUUAUAUAAGGCUGUUGCACUUCCAUUUGGUUCACGCGCCCGCAAACGAGCACCAUAUCGUAGAUAAUUUAAAUUUAUUAAAUGAUGAAUUUUAAAGCUAAAUUUAGAAAAAUAAAUAAUUAUACAUUUCAGCUGACAAAAAAAAUUAUAGAUUUAUUUGAUAAAACUAAACAUUAAAGAUUUGAUAAUAUUUAUUUGAUUAAACUAAAACUUAUAUAUAAGUUAAUGUUUAAAUAAUUAAUACAAAAAGUGUUUGGUGUAGCAGUUAGUAUGUUCUUAUGUGUCCAUCAGUGUGAGAGUUCGAACCUCCCAAAAAAAUAAAUUUUUUGUUUUACAAAAUUUAUCCAAAAUGACGUU